GGCUCCACCAUCUAAGCUCGCUGUUGCAACUUCAUCCUUGGUGCGCCUGGUGAAGGAAGAGGCUAGCUAUCACAAGGAGAUGGCCCAGCAAGAGGCUCGCAUCAAGAAGCUCGAGGGCGACAGCGCCGAUGAGAAUGCCGAGUAUCAGCUAAGACAAGAGCGUCAAGGGCUUGAGGAGACCAAGAAUGUCCUGCCUUCAAUGCGACAGAAAAUCCAGGAGGCGCUUGACAGGUUGGAGCAGGAGCUUGAGAGCAACAAGGAAUCUGGUGGCGAGCAGGAUUCCAAGCAGGUCACCAAGGCAAAGAGCGCACUUGCAGAUGCGAAGAAGGCCGUCGAAGAGAUCUCGUAGAUGCGGAAUGAGGACUUCGGGAGUGUUCGAGAGGAAAUAACUAUGAUUCUGAAAGUGUUCCUAUCCUAGCCGUGCUAUGCAAUUCCAGACUCCACGCUAUGCUGUAAAACAAAUGAACAAGGUCGCUCCUAAGCUUAUAUCAGAAAUCGUCGCACUGAGGAGUCUCAUGAUAUAUCCAUCUGGUCAACUGG
Molecule: messenger RNA, 540 nt
Organism: Mytilinidion resinicola
Lineage: Eukaryota; Fungi; Ascomycota; Dothideomycetes; Mytilinidiales; Mytilinidiaceae
Exons: 3
Coding region: 80-349 (89 amino acids)
Biological process (GO): tubulin complex assembly; post-chaperonin tubulin folding pathway
Molecular function (GO): beta-tubulin binding
Source: RefSeq, a predicted model, not a curated record